GCAAGUUUUAGUAUUGCUGAUAAUGUUAGCUAUCGCAUCCUGGGAUCUGCAGAGCUAACGUUACACUGGACUUGUACCCAGGUAAAAAAAGAUGACGAAGUCUGGAAACAAGUGGAGAAAAGAGAUGGACACUUGCGGUGCAAGACCUGAAUUGCAGUGGAAAAUCAUACAGUGAUUACUGAACAUUUUGCCACCAUGAAGGACGAUGGUUGUCUUCAAAUACUGGCUCUCCAGCUUCCUCUCCUGCCAGGAAGGCCUCUCCUUUUGGGCCUUGCCCGGCUUGGAUUGGCUCGUAUCAGGCUCUGCCUCAGGCGGGGAGUCCCUCUGGAGGGUGUUGGUGACCUGGAAGUCCUUCAAAGGAUGGCAGUUCUCCACCUCAGGGAGGAUGAAGGUGUAGCUGCAGGGGCCGUGCUGCACGCGGUGCUGUUGGCGCUCUGAGCCAAUCGCGGCAGCCAGCAGGUAGGCCAGGUAUCAGCUGCUUCCGUCUAAAUGUGGCCACAUACACAGUCUGGUGUUGGAGCAGCUUAAGUCCUUGUGAUGGAAACACUAACAUCAGUUCUCUCCAUCCUCUUGAGUGGAUUUUUUCGGGGCAGUGCACAUAGCCCCCGAUCACCUCCACCACCAGCACCACCACCACCUCCCCCCUCCUUCCUCUCAGACAGCUUUGCUCCACCAGUUCUGCGCUGUGCUGGCCUGGAGAGGAGUAAAGGAGCGGAAAGAGGAGCGAGCAGAGAGGACUUGGUGAAGCGAGGAGAGACGGACAGGGGAGAGGGACCAUGGCUGCUCUCUCUGCCUUGUUGAAGACCUGGGUAAUACUCCAGACCUUGUGCCUGGCUCUGGCCCAAGUGAAUGGUCCACCUGGACCUCAGGGCCCGCCCGGCCCACCAGGCCCUUCUGGCACUCCUGGGUCAGACGGCAUUGAUGGAGAUAAAGGACCUCCUGGGCCCCCUGGUCCACCUGGACAAAAGGGAGAGCCAGGAGAGCCAGGUCCUGAUGGAGCACCAGGAGAGAAUGGCAUCGAUGGUUUGAUUGGAGCAAAGGGCGAUCGAGGUCCCGUUGGCAGUCCUGGCCCUAAGGGUCAACCUGGACCAAGUGGUGAACCUGGACCUCCUGGACCUGGCCUUCCAGGAUUGUCUGGCACUCCAGGGCCGAUUGGUCUUCCAGGUGAAAUCGGACCAGUUGGACCAAAGGGUGUCGUGGGAUCACCUGGAGCUCCGGGACUUCCUGGACCUCCUGGCAAACCAGGUCCUCCAGGGAAGUUUAUUGGUGGAGAAGAAGGCAGUGCAGACUUCCAGUGUCCUCUUAACUGUCCAGCAGGACCUAAAGGCCCCCAGGGACUGCAGGGAGUCAAAGGACACAAAGGAUGUGCUGGUGUUCUCGGAGACCCUGGAAGCAUAGGAAAACUGGGUCUCAGGGGAGACAGAGGUAUCUCUGGGGAACAGGGUAUCCCAGGACCCCCGGGUCCAAUGGGUCUGAGGGGUUACCCAGGAAUGAUGGGUCCUAAAGGAGAAGCAGGGCCUCGUGGUUACAAGGGAAUCAAUGGGCCUGUAGGAAUUCCUGGGCCCCCUGGUGAGGAAGGGCCCCAGGGACCACCCGGAGAGCCAGGAGAAAAGGGAGACAAAGGCAGCCGAGGCAUCCAGGGCCCACAGGGUGCGGUUGGCAAAAAGGGAGAGAAUGGUCUGCCGGGUAUUGAUGGAAAAGAUGGCACACCUGGUAUUCCUGGAAUAAAGGGUGGCCCAGGCCAGGCUGGGAUGCCUGGUCCUCCUGGUCCUCAGGGAACAGCGGGAUUGCCUGGCAGUCCUGGGACAAAGGGAGGACCUGGAGCUAAGGGUGAGCCUGGACCUAGGGGCCACAUUGGCGUGGCCGGUGCCCCUGGACCUCUGGGUGAGCCUGGUCUUCCUGGUGAACCUGGUAUGGAAGGAGUUCCUGGACCCAAGGGUGACAGAGGCCAGCGGGGGGAAGCUGGGCCACAGGGAGUAGUCGGAAAGCCUGGAGGCAAAGGAGAGAGAGGACCAAUUGGUGUUCCAGGUGCCCAGGGCCUGAGUGGAACUAAGGGAGAUAAGGGCUUCCAAGGAAAAGUUGGGCCAAAGGGAGACGUUGGUGACCCCGGUGUUGAAGGAUUGGCUGGUGAGAAAGGUGAAAAGGGUUUGUCUGGUGAACCUGGGCCUAAAGGACAGCAAGGAAUUAGGGGUGACCUUGGACACAAUGGACCCACUGGAGAUCCUGGCAAACCAGGAGACCAGGGACCACCAGGACUGCCUGGUCCUAGGGGACUCAAUGGAGAGCGAGGAGUUCCUGGCAUGCCAGGCAUUCAGGGUCCACCAGGACGUGAUGCAUCUGACCAGCAUAUUAUUGAAGUGGUAUUGAAGAUGUUGCAGGAGAGGCUAGCAGCAGUGGCGGUGAGUGCCAAGAGGGCUGUGCUUGGUGGAGCAGGUGUAAUGGGUCCACCUGGGCCUCCUGGACCUCCAGGGUCACCUGGCCCUCAAGGGCCACAUGGCCUACCGGGUGCCCGUGGCAUUCCUGGCAUGAUGGGAGGACCUGGACAGAUUGGAAACACAGGACUCAAAGGAAAGAGAGGACCAAAGGGAGAAAGAGGAGAUCCUGGUAAACCCCAUCCAGGACCACCAGGACCUCCAGGAAUAAAUGGUCCUCCUGGUGUUGAUGGCGUGGCCCGAGAUGGCAGGCCUGGUGAGAGAGGACCUCAGGGAGCAGCUGGAGAGGCCGGUUACCCUGGUAAGGCGGGUCCUCCAGGCCUCCCAGGCUUUUGCGAGACAGCGAUGUGUCUGGCUGCAUCAGCAUACACCUCCCCGAGACUACAGGAGGCAGGAACAAUCAAAGGACCCAGUGUUUAGAGACCCGUUUCUCCAUCAGCAGCUCAUAACACCAGGGAGAGAGAGAGAAACGAGGAAAGGAGGAGAGAGGCCACUCUUCUGAGCAGGACAACAUCGAGAAUGAGGAGUAGGGGACAAUAAUAGUGACUGGGUGUAUAGCACCCCCCCGAAACUGACAACCUGAAGUUUUGACAGGUGGGACAUACUCUUGAUCUUAAUCCACCACAUCACCAUGACAGCAGCAGUUCACAGCCACCCACAUCCCUCUGUGUUUUUGGAUGAUGUCAAUAUCUGUCCCAUCCAUAUAUCCCAGCCCUGUUCCAGCAAUGUAAGAGGAACAGAUCUACUGUAUUUUACAUCUACAUUUACCAUGGUAUCUAUGAGCUGAGAGGGGCUGGAAACCAAGUGUGGUGAAAGGUGCUUUACUUUUACACCGUGGUCACUUUAAAAGGUUUUACAUAUGCAAUAUUUUGUUGGUUGAGAAGUAUUUUGAAGUUUUAAAGUCCUGCCUCUCUUGAGACAUCACAGCCGAUGCCUUAAAAGUGUACAAAAUAAAUGAAUGAUUGAAGCCUAAA
Molecule: messenger RNA, 3406 nt
Organism: Scatophagus argus
Lineage: Eukaryota; Metazoa; Chordata; Actinopteri; Scatophagidae
Gene: col9a2
Product: procollagen, type IX, alpha 2
Exons: 35
Coding region: 777-2852 (691 amino acids)
Source: RefSeq, a predicted model, not a curated record